Messenger RNA from Oncorhynchus kisutch (coho salmon), 13552 nucleotides. RefSeq names its product rho guanine nucleotide exchange factor 18. The record is from RefSeq and is a predicted model, not a curated record. Gene Ontology annotation, biological process: small GTPase-mediated signal transduction. The transcript is spliced from 30 exons. Gene Ontology annotation, molecular function: guanyl-nucleotide exchange factor activity. The coding region runs from base 4135 to 8691 and encodes 1518 amino acids. Lineage: Eukaryota; Metazoa; Chordata; Actinopteri; Salmoniformes; Salmonidae.
CUCCUGUCCAUUGUGUAAUAACAGACACAUUUUUAGCAGAGUCCUCCUUGGACAUGAGCAAUGUCUGAUGGAUUUAUUACAUUCAAUAUGUUGAGGUAUGACAAUUUUUUAAAUCAAGCACAUGAUCAACUGUGAUUGCAAAGCCCUCGUCGUCCUGAACAUCUCUAAUGCUCAGCUAACCCUCCUACACUCAGCUAACCCUCCUAAUGCUCAGUUAACCCUCCUAACGCUCAGCUAACCCUCCUAACACUCAGUUAACCCUCCUAACGCUCAGCUAACCCUCCUAACACUCAGCUAACCCUCCUAACGCUCAGCUAACCCUCCUAACGCUCAGCUAACCCUCCUAAUGCUCAGUUAACCCUCCUAACGCUCAGCUAACCCUCCUAAUGCUCAGUUAACCCUCCUAACGCUCAGCUAACCCUCCUAAUGCUCAGUUAACCCUCCUAACGCUCAGCUAACCCUCCUUAAAACUCAGCUAACCCUCCUAAUGCUCAGUUAACCCUCCUAAUGCUCAGUUAACCCUCCUACACUCAGCUAACCCUCCUACACUCAGCUAACCCUCCUAAUGCUCAGCUAACCCUCCUAAUGCUCAGUUAACCCUCCUAAUGCUCAGCUAACCCUCCUACACUCAGCUAACCCUCCUACACUCAGCUAACCCUCCUAAUGCUCAGUUAACCCUCCUAACGCUCAGUUAACCCUCCUACACUCAGCUAACCCUCCUAAUGCUCAGUUAACCCUCCUAACGCUCAGCUAACCCUCCUACACUCAGCUAACCCUCCUACACUCAGCUAACCCUCCUACACUCAGCUAACCCUCCUAAUGCUCAGUUAACCCUCCUAACGCUCAGCUAACCCUCCUACACUCAGCUAACCCUCCUAAUGCUCAGUUAACCCUCCUAACACUCAGUUAUCCCUCCUGAUGCUCAGCUAACCCUCCUAAUGCUCAGCUAACCCUCCUAAUGCUCAGCUAACCCUCCUAAUGCUCAGCUAAGUUAACCCUCCUAAUGCUCAGCUAACCCUCCUAAUGCUCAGCUAACCCUCCUAAUGCUCAGCUAAGUUAACCCUCCUAAUGCUCAGCUAACCCUCCUAAUGCUCAGCUAACCCUCCUAACGCUCAGCUAACCUAACCCUCCUAAUGCUCAGCUAACCCUCCUAACGCUCAGCUAACCCUCCUUAUGUUCGGCUAACCCUCCUAAUGCUCAGCUAACCCUCCUAAUGCUCAGAUAAAUUAACCCUCCUGAUGCUCAGCUAACCCUCCUAAUGCUCAGCUAACCCUCCUAAUGCUCAGCUAACCCUCCUAAUGCUCAGCUAACCCUCCUAAUGCUCAGCUAGCCCUCCUAAUGCUCAGCUAACCCUCCUAAUGCUCAGCUAACCCUCCUAAUGCUCAGCUAACCAUCCUAAUGCUCAGCUAACCCUCCUAAUGCUCAGCUAACCCUCCUAAUGCUCAGCUAACCCUCCUAAUGCUCAGCUAACCCUCCUAAUGCUCAGCUAACCCUCCUUAUGUUCGGCUAACCCUCCUAAUGCUCAGCUAACCCUCCUAAUGCUCAGCUAACCCUCCUAAUGCUUGGCUAACCCUCCUAAUGUUCGGCUAACCCUCCUAAUGCUCAGCUAGCCCUCCUUAUGCUCAGCUAACCCUCCUAAUGCUCAGCUCAGCUAACCCUCCUAAUGCUCAGCUAAGUUAACCCUCCUAAUGCUCAGCUAACCCUCCUAAUGCUCAGCUAACCCUCCUAAUGCUCAGCUAACCCUCCUAACGCUCAGCUAAUCCUCCUACUGCUCAGCUAACCCUCCUAAUGCUCAGCUAACCCUCCUAAUGCUCAGCUAACCCUCCUUAUGUUCGGCUAACCCUCCUAAUGCUAAGCUAACCCUCCUAAUGCUCAGCUAACCCUCCUAAUGUUCGGCUAACCCUCCUAAUGCUCAGCUAGCCCUCCUUAUGCUCAACUAACCCUCCUAAUGCUUGGCUAACCCUCCUAACGUUCGGCUAACCCUCCUAACGCUCGGCUAACCCUCGGCUAACCCUCCUAACGUUCGGCUAACCCUCCUAACGUUCGGCUAACCCUCCUAACGCUCGGCUAACCCACCUAACGCUCGGCUAACCCUCUUAACGCUCGACUAACCCUCCUAACGCUCAGCUAACCCUCCUAACGCUCGGCUAACCCACCUAACGCUCGGCUAACCCUCUUAACGCUUGGCUAACCCUCUUAACGCUCGGCUAACCCUCCUAACGCUCGGCUAACCCUCCUAACGCUCGGCUAACCCACCUAACGCUCGGCUAACCCACCUAAUGUUCGGCUAACCCUCCUAACGCUCGGCUAACCCUCCUAACGCUCGGCUAACCCUUCUAACGCUCGGCUAACCCACCUAACGCUCGGCUAACCCUCCUAACGUUCGGCUAACCCUCCUAACGCUCAGCUAACCCUUCUAACGCUCGGCUAACCCACCUAACGCUCGGCUAACCCUCCUAACGUUCGGCUAACCCUCCUAACGCUCGGCUAACCCUCGGCUAACCCUCCUAACGUUCGGCUAACCCUCCUAACGUUCGGCUAACCCUCCUAACGCUCGGCUAACCCUCCUAACGCUCGGCUAACCCUCCUAACGCUCGGCUAACCCUCCUAACGUUCGGCUAACCCUCCUAACGCUCGGCUAACCCUCCUAACGCUCGGCUAACCCUCCUAACGCUCGGCUAACCCUCCUAACGCUCGGCUAACCCUCCUAAUGCUCGGCUUGCUGCUGCCCUCUGUCCUUUUUUUUACCACUCUCUAACCCUCCUAAUGUUCGGCUAACCCUCCUAAUGCUCAGCUAGCCCUCCUUAUGCUCAACUAACCCUCCUAAUGCUUGGCUAACCCUCCUAACGUUCGGCUAACCCUCCUAACGCUCGGCUAACCCUCGGCUAACCCUCCUAACGUUCGGCUAACCCUCCUAACGUUCGGCUAACCCUCCUAACGCUCGGCUAACCCACCUAACGCUCGGCUAACCCUCUUAACGCUCGACUAACCCUCCUAACGCUCAGCUAACCCUCCUAACGCUCGGCUAACCCACCUAACGCUCGGCUAACCCUCUUAACGCUUGGCUAACCCUCUUAACGCUCGGCUAACCCUCCUAACGCUCGGCUAACCCUCCUAACGCUCGGCUAACCCACCUAACGCUCGGCUAACCCACCUAAUGUUCGGCUAACCCUCCUAACGCUCGGCUAACCCUCCUAACGCUCGGCUAACCCUUCUAACGCUCGGCUAACCCACCUAACGCUCGGCUAACCCUCCUAACGUUCGGCUAACCCUCCUAACGCUCAGCUAACCCUUCUAACGCUCGGCUAACCCACCUAACGCUCGGCUAACCCUCCUAACGUUCGGCUAACCCUCCUAACGCUCGGCUAACCCUCGGCUAACCCUCCUAACGUUCGGCUAACCCUCCUAACGUUCGGCUAACCCUCCUAACGCUCGGCUAACCCUCCUAACGCUCGGCUAACCCUCCUAACGCUCGGCUAACCCUCCUAACGUUCGGCUAACCCUCCUAACGCUCGGCUAACCCUCCUAACGCUCGGCUAACCCUCCUAACGCUCGGCUAACCCUCCUAACGCUCGGCUAACCCUCCUAAUGCUCGGCUUGCUGCUGCCCUCUGUCCUUUUUUUUACCACUCUCUCUCUCCCUUCUCAUCCCUUCAUUUUCCCAGACUUCUUCACCGUUAAACUCUUUCCUACCCCUCUUCAGCCACUCCACCCUCACACCUUUCCCUUCCCCUCUUCAUCAAAGUCUUCUCUCUCUCUGUCGCCUCUUUUCAUCCCCUCUCUCUCUAUCACUUCCCCUCACUGUGUCUGUUCUCUCCCAGCCAGCCCCUAUUCAGGAGCCCCUGGGUUUUAAUGUGUACAUUCCAAAUGGCAUCCUAUUCCCUAUGUAGUGCACUGCUUUUGAGCAUAGCGCCCUGGUUAAAAAUAGUGCACUAUAUACAGAAUAGGGUGCCAUUUGGAAUGCACAUUAUCUGUGGUUAGGUAAUCCCCAGCAGCUCCCUGAUCAGACUCUGCCUGGGAUACUCGUUCGUCCCCCCCUCCUCUCGUUUUCUCUCGGACUCUUUCACUCGCUCACUCGCUCAGACCAAGUCUCGGUGUUGCACGGCGAGCUGACCAGCUCCAGCUAGCCUUCUCUAUGGCAGAUUCUCCCUUAAACAACUCCUGGCCUUCUUUCUCCAAACUCUGGAUGAAACGUUGGUCCUUCAAGAGAGGAUCAGAAGGUAAGCCAUGUUCUACCCUGCAGCCCUGUGUGAGUGCCUCAGAGGCAUCCUCCUUGUCCUCGUCCCUGUCCCCAGCCUCCGUCGCUAAGGACGUCUUCUUCAACACUGAGGAAAAGGAUGAUGAAAGUGACUAUGAGAACCCAAGCCUGGAUGAGGAUGUAGACAGCAGUGUGGAGGAUCUUCUGGGUUUAAGCUGCUCCUUCAUAGACUCAAACUAUUACAAAGACCAUCAAGGGGCACACUCUGUAUCGGCUGCCCCAGAAACCAGCCCUUCUACCCUGGGCUUUCCCAGUAGAUAUAGAGACAGUCCCCAACACAGCUCCCAGCUCCAUCCCAAUCCACAUCCCUAUCCAUAUCCCUAUCAAGAGACUGAAAACAAAUCCAUACCCCAUCACACUAUUGUGGUCACCCAGUUCAACCCUAACCUGUUGCAGUCAGGCAGUGCCAUGGAUGGCUAUAACAGUGAGUCGGUGGACCCUGUGGGUGUGGUGAGCACUAUGGUGAAUCUGAAUGGACCAGGAGGACAAGGAGACAUGAUGGAUUCUGACAGAGAGAGCUUCCCUAUCCUGAUCAGGUCCAUGUCUACAUCACGCAGACAUAGCUUGGGCAUGCCCAUGUCUCCCAUCGACUUGGGGAGGAGGCUGAGCCUGGAUGCCAUAGACAGCGAUGGAGAGAGGGAUGACGCUCUCCUCCGCUCCUCCCACCUACAGGCUUUUAUAUACCCAGGAUGCCCUGAGCAGGAAGUGGAGGAGUCAGAUGGGACAGACCUCUCCAGAUCUGAAGCCAAGGAGACAGAAACGGAGGAGUGCAGUCGGUCCGGAAGGACAUACUCCAGAACAGAGAUUCUGGCCACAGAUGAGCACAUUCACGUCGCACACGUGUCUCACGUAGUGGAGACAUCGAAGAGGGCAGCAGGAGAGGAGCUGGACCCAGAGGAACCCAACUUGCACACUGCAGAAGGACAGACUCAUAUGCUGAUGAUACAAAAAGUUCUGCAAGAGCUCAAGCAGUACCACGGAGCCAGGCAGAGGACCACAAGGCCAGAGGGGAAGGAGACUGGAAGUAGUGUCACCUGGUAUGAAUUUCUCUCCAACGAAAAUGAGGAAGAAGAGGACCGAACAGAGAAAGUGGAAAAGGGGACCAAAGUGAAGCGCACCCUGAGCUCGCUUAGGAGCAGAAUGACUGGCUCAUUCAACAAAGACAAGCAGGGUAAGAACCGAGAGAAAGAGCAGCAGAAGGGGAAGGAGAGGGAACUCAAAGAGAAAGAGAAACUGCAUCACAGUAGUAGCAGUGGGCAUAAUUUGGUGCCAGGCUCCUUCUCCAGCUGUGCCACCUGCUCACUGUGCAGUAAGGCCCUGCAGAAAAAGCAUGGUCUGCAGUGCCUGAACUGUGCAGUGAACGUUCACAAGAGUUGUCGGACGCUACUAGCUGAGUGUAACAGCAGCAAGAACAAGAAGGAUUCUCUGCAUAGGACCUCCACAACAGCGUCGCCGAUCCUCGCCCUGAGGGAUCGGGACCAGUCUUCUACGGCCCUUGAUUGCCCCUCCGGUUCUCCGCGCAUCCCAGGCAUGACCCUCACCCCGCGGGGACCCAGUGCUCAGCCUGCCUCAGCCGCCUUCAACAGCUCUUCCUCCAGCCAUACUGCUGCAGCCAGCCUCAGCCUCAACCACAGCCACAACAGCCACACCGGAUCCCUCUCAGGGGACAUGGACGAACCGGACAGCCUACGCUCCGGGCUCAAGCGCUUCAAUGAGGACGCCGUCUCCCUGGCCCCAUCCACCACUGACUCCAUCGUUGUAGAAGAUGCAUACUACUCUGCAUUUCGAGCUGAUCUGGAGUCUGAUGCCCAGGACCUGGAGGUGGAGUCAUGGAGUCUGGCUGUGGACCAGCACUACCUGAAGAAAUACACCAAGGAGACGGUCAAGAGACAAGACGUUAUCUACGAGCUGAUGCAGACAGAGAUGCACCACGUACGGACCCUGAAGAUCAUGCUGCGUGUUUACAUGAGGGAGCUGAAGGAGCACCUCCAGAUGGACGAGCUGUUCCCGCGCCUAGAGAGCCUGCUGGAGCUGCACACAAGCUUCCUGUCCCGCUUAAAAGAGCGGCGCCGAGACUCCACGCAGCCCGGCAGCGACAGGAACUACAACAUACAGAGACUCGCUGACAUCCUCACCACACAGUUUUCAGGUGAGAAAGGGGAUCGGAUGAAGGAGAACUAUGGUGAUUUCUGCAGCCACCACACCGAGGCUGUCAGCUACUACAAGGAGCAACUACACAACAACAAGAAGUUCCAGAACCUCAUACGGAAAGUCAAUAAUUUGUCCGUUGUGAGAAGAUUAGGAGUGACUGAGUGUAUCCUCCUGGUGACACAACGCAUCACCAAGUACCCUGUGCUGGUGGAACGUAUUGUGCAGAAUACAGAAGUGGGUACGGAGGAACACGAGGAGUUGACCAGGUCUCUUAGUCUGAUUAAAGACUGCAUCGUCCAGGUGGAUGCCAUGGUCAACCUGCAUGAGAAGGCCUCGCGACUCCGAGACAUCGCCCACAAGAUGGAGCCCAAGUCCCUCGGCAAGAUCAAAGAUGGCCGUGUGUUCCACAGAGAGGACCUGUCCCAGGGUCGACGCAGGCUGCUGCACGAGGGGACGGCCAACCACAAGGCCGCCUCCGGAAGACUCAAAGAUAUUGUGGCUGUGCUGCUGUCCGACGUGCUUUUGUUACUCCAGGACAAGGACCAGAGAUAUGUUUUCUCCACAGUGGACAACAAGCCCUCAGUGAUCUCCCUCCAGAAGUUGAUAGUAAGGGAGGUGGCCCACGAGGAGAGGGCCAUGUUCCUGAUCUGCGCCUCCUCCAAUGAGCCGGAGAUGUACGAGAUCCACACCGCCUCCAAGGAGGAGCGUAACUCCUGGAUGACACACAUCCGGCAGGCCGUGGAGAGUUGUCCACACACUGAGGAGAGACUCUUCAGUGAGCAGGAGGAGGCUCGAGCCUCCAGAUUCAACGAGUUCCAAGAGCGUCUGAGCCAGAAGGACUCCCAGAUCGUGACGUUGCUGACAGAGAAGCUGCAGCUGUUUUCAGACAUGUGUCUGGUGUCUGGUAACGAGGAUACGACCUUUCGCUCCCGCCUAAUGCUGCGAGGUGACGCCUCAGACCUCCACCAGGGGGAGACACUGCUCAAGGGGACCAUCACUGAUGUGGAGAGUCUUCAGAACCUGUUGCUGUCUGGUGUGAGAGAGCCAGCUUCUCGUCUAGAGGAGGGUUCAGGAUCCGGGGCUCUGCCCAGGAGAGCAGACACCUUCGGGGGCUAUGACAGCAGGCCCAUCAUCCUCAACAAGAAAGGCAUUGUGAAGAAGAAGAACCACAGUGGAGGGGACAGGGCCAGAGACGAGACCCAGAAAGGCUGCUCUGACCCCCAGCUUACGAAGAUCCAGGCUAGUCAGACCUUGGAGCAGCCACAGGUGGGUCAAAUAUACAAACACACACCCUACACAACAGUGUGUAAUUGUGUGUGUAAUGGGGUUGUGUGUGUGGCUCGCUGGGAGAGAGAGCGGGAGCGCCACAGGCUGCAGGCCGAGGUCACAGAAGGGAUGCUGAGGCAGAGAGAGGACGACUGCAGGAGGCUGGAGGAGAAGCUGGCGGAAGAGAGGGAGGACCUGGAGAGACAGAGAGAGACGUACCAACAGGAUCUGGAGAGACUGAGGGAGUCGACCCGCACAGUGGAGAAGGAGAAGGAACGCCUGGAGCAGCAGAGGAAGAUCAAGAGGAAGACCAUUGAGGUGAUGCCCUUCUCUGGCAGUCUAAAUGGGGAUCUCCUGCUGGGCGUGGGCAGUAGCUGCAGCGUCGGAUCAGACCUCACCCUCCCCCAGAAGGCCCUGGUUCGUUCCAGCCCUUCUGUGGCGCCCGCAGACUACCUGGAGCGUCCUGAGCUUCUGGCUCGGGGUCAGAGCGCCAACGCCACGGUGCUGCCGGUGAAGAAGGAGGUGCCCCUCCACCUGUGCAGCACCACCAACCAGCAGCACAAGCAGGUGGGUGUCCAGCAGCAGAUCCCCACCAAGCUGGCAGCCCUGAGCUCAAAGAGUUCGAAGAGUGCCAAGGCCACCCACCGCACCGACAGCACAGCCUCUCUGGAUAUGAAGCAAAUGCUGCCUAUGAAGUUGUCAGCCAAAGAGGACGGCACUCUGAAAGCCAAGCGCUCCAUCAGCCCUAACCAGCAGCUUCCUCACACCCUAGUCCACUCCCAGUCCAUGCACUUGACAGUUUCAUCGAGCCUUCCAGACAGGGGGCCAGAGAACCAGCCCGCCGGCCUACAGAAGCCCCCCAGCCAGGCCUCCAACCCCCUGCACAUUCACACCCAGCCCCAGGCUCCUAACCCCCUCCAUACCCAGAGCCCUAACGCCCCUCCAGCACAGGCCCCUGUCCACAGCCACAGCCUGCCCCCUCCAUGCAGGAUCCCUGAGGAUGUAAUCUUCUUCUGAGCCCCCCGUCCCCCCCCCACGGCAGUCAGGGACCAAAGGGAGGCCUGUGAUGUCACAUCUCUAGAAACCGUUCAGAUCUGGGACGCAACACGUUUCCUUUAAAAAAAAAAAUCAUUAAAAAAAUUAACUCUGUUCAUUCUUAGAAUAAUCUAUAUAAUCACGUCUCCCUAAAACUAAUACCAAUAAUUGUUUUGAAUCAUUUGUUUUAUUGAACCGGCGAUUGUUGAAUAUGAAGAAAGAUGACUGAUUAAUAUGAAGGUUUAUUUUAAACAUGAAGGGGUCACGUGACGUUCUGGACAAAUCCAGAAAGGAGAGAGAGGGGGAGGGGGUUGGAGAGCGAGAGGAGAGCGAGAGGAGAGUGAGUUUGGAGAGCGAUAUUGGAGAGCGAGGAGAGAGAUUGGGGAGAGAGAUUGAAGAGCGAGGGGAGAGAGAUUGAAGAGCGAGGGGAGAGAGAUUGGAGAGAGUGGAGAGAGAUUGGAGAGCGAGUGAGGGGAGAGAGAUUGGAGAGAGAGCGAGGGGAGAGAGAUUGGAGAGAGAGCGGGGAGAGAGAUUGGAGAGAGAGCGGGGAGAGAGAUUGGAGAGAGAGCGUGGGGAGAGAUUGGAGAGAGAGCGUGGGGAGAGAUUGGAGAGAGAGCGUGGGGAGAGAUUGGAGAGAGAGCGUGGGGAGAGAUUGGAGAGAGAGCGUGGGGAGAGAUUGGAGAGAGAGCGAGCGAGGGGAGAGAGAUUGGAGAGAGAGCGAGCGAGGGGAGAGAGAUUGGAGAGCGAGCGUUGGGAGAGAGCGAGGGGAGAGAGAUUGGAGAGCGAGCGUGGGGAGAGAGAGCGAGGGGAGAGAGAUUGGAGAGAGCGGAGAGAGAGCGUGGGGAGAGAGAUUGGAGAGAGAGCGAGAGAUUGGAGAGAGAGCGAGGGGAGAGAGAUUGGGGAGAGAGCGAGGGGAGAGAGAUUGGAGAGAGAGCGAGGGGAGAGAGAGCGAGGGGAGAGAGAGGAGGAGAGUCUCCUGCCAUUAUGUACACCUUUUGGAAGCAGUGGAGCCACAGGAAGCGUCAGACUGAUGGCAUCGCUCAAUGUCCUGUGUGUUGUUUUAUUUUGCACAGUCCAAAUACUCCUUUUACAGGCCGACGUGACGUUACUGUGACGCUUUGGACAUUGGGUUGAACCCAUGAAUUAAGUUGUAACUAUGAAGGGUUCAUUUUAAUUCGCUGGGUUUUUCUUUCUUCCCUUAAUCAUGUGUUUCUCGAAAAGACUGAACACUGGAGUGCAGUUGUUGUAAUUGAUAUUGUUUCCUUUUGUUGAAGAUGUCCUGGUUCGGUCCAGUGUUGGGCCAGACGGGCUUAUUUAAAAUAACAUUUUUUUUAAUAUUCUAUUUUAAUCUCACUGUAAACAGAAUGUUUGAUUUGAUUUUAGAGAAUUGACUUUAAAUACCGCUAGCCAUAGAUGACUUAUCUUAUUUAGAACGGCAUCAUUAUAAUUCAUACCAGAUUUUGAUUCGACUGCCUUUUUAAAACGCUUCCAUAGUAAUUGUACACAACGUGUGUAAAUACAACCAACCUUGUUGUGUAGCGAAGAUGAUUUGAACAUGAAGCCAUUCUGUAUAACCAACAAUGAUUUAGGGAUGGCUGUUACACUGGUUUAGACGUCUCCCUAGCACUGCCUGGGUCCCAGCGCGAGGGCCACUCUCAUGGCAUCCCCUUCCUAAUUUCUGUCUAGGCACACGGACCAUUUCAUACAUAAUGACAAUAUGGAAGGGGGGGGGGGGUCACAGAAUGGUUAGAUAAGCAGUAGUGCGGACACUGAAGGAUUUCAAAGCUUGAUUAUAGUGUAAAGCUUUACACCAUUUAAGUAAUGUUUAAACAAGCCAGUAUCUUAGAAAUGUAAGACGUAUCAUUCAGUUUUUAUUAUUUUAUUAAGUUUGGUGUGAUUUUGCAUUAGCAGCAGGUCCUGAAUCACAACAUGUCCUUCAGCCUGGUCAUUAGUCUGAAGAAUGCAGUGGGCCUCAUGCAGGAGUGUCUCGUUUUCCCCUAUUUCUUUACUAAACUAUUUAGUUACCUCUGUGUAUAGUUGGGCGUGUGUGUGUAGUGAAAUACAUGUCUCUAAUAGGGAAGGCAAAGCAUUCCCUGACAGGUUGAGUGGUACAUGAUCAUUUUGAUCACUUGUUAGUCGAACCUUUCAGAACAAGUCUUGUUCAAGUGCAUUCUGUUUUGGACCUUGUGUUUCUGAUAUACAGGUAACUGCCGAAACAAAGGACAUCUUGAGUAAAUGAGGGAUACGAAGUACACUAUAUAUACAAAAGUAUGUCAAAAUAGUGGAUUUUCAUCAAUUUUAGCCACACCCAUUGCUGACGGGUGUAUAUUUUUUUUUAAUGCACACUGCCAUGCAAUCUCCAUAGACAAACAUUGUCAGUAGAAUGCCCUUACUGAAAACCUCUGACUUUCAACGUGACACCCGCCAAAGGAUGCCACCUUUCCAACAAGUCAGUUUGUGAGCUGCCCCAGUCAACUGUAAGUGCUGUUAUUGUGAAGUGGAAACGUCUAGGAGCAACAACGGCUCAGCCGCGAAGUGGUAGGCCACACAAGCUCACAGAACAGGACCUCUGUGUGCUAAAGCGUGGCUCGUGGGGGCCUAACACCCUAUUAAGAAACUUCAUGUUGGUAUUUUCUUUAUUUGGGCAGUUACCUGUAUAUUCUCUGCAUGGACAGCCAUUGAGUAUACAUGAGGAUGGCGAAGGAUAGUCCUGGUGCUCUGAGUUAGCAACAUGUAAAGCUUAGCUAUUGGACCACCGGCCUAAUUCUGAUUCCGGUGAUAUUUCAUUAACUCCACAAGAAAAGAAUAAGCUAUAAUUCAGUUUUGUGGUACAGAUGUUUUAUCUCUUAACCUGUGCUUUUUUUGGAAACGAUGAAGGCAAAGUUGGCUCUUAUUUUAUACUAAAUAAAAAUAUAAACGCAACAUGUAACAUUUUCAUCGAUUUUUACUGAGUUACAGUUCAAAUAAGGAAAUCAGUACAUUGAAAUACCAUUUUAAGGCCCUAAUCUAUGGAUUUCACAUGACUGGGCAGGGGUGCAACCAUGGAUGGGCUUGGGAGGGCGUAGGCCCACCCACUGGGGAGCCAGGCCAAGCCAAUCAGAAUGAGUUUUUACAACAAAAGGGCUUUAUAACAGACAGAAAUACUCCUUUCAACAGCUGACCAGGUGGCUGGUCUCUGAUCCCGCAGGUGAAGAAGCCGGAUGUGGAGGUCCUGGACUGGCGUGGUUUACAUUUGGUCUGCCGUUGAGGCCGGUUGGACGUACUAAAAUGUUGGAGGCUUAUGGUAGAGAAAUUAACAUUUAAUUAUCUGGCAACAGCUCUGGUGGACAUUCCUGCAGUCAGCAUGCCAAUUGCACGCUCCCUCAAAACUUGAGACAUCUGUGGCAUUGUGUUGUGACAAACUGCACAUUUUAGUGUCCUUUUUAUUGUCCCCAGCACAAGGUGUACCUUUUUGUAAUGAUCCUGCCGUUUUAAUCAGCUUCCUGACAUGCUACACCAGUCAGGUGGAUGGAUUAUCUUGGCUAAGGAGAAGGGCUCACAAACUGGGACGUAAACCAAUUUGUGCACAAAAAUUGAGAGAAAUAAGCUUUUUGUGCGUAUGGAACAAUACGGAUCUUUUAUCUGGGAUCUUUUAUUUCAGCUCAUGAAACGUGGGACCAAACACUUUACAUGUUGCAUUUUAUAUUUUUGUUCUGUAAAGAACUGGUACUCUAAUCAUUGUUUUGCUGUUAUAACACCGACGUUGUGUAGCAGUAGUUGGCGACUAAUUUAUUUUACAUUUCAUUUCACCUGGUUAACCAAAAGACAUUUUCAUAUUUGACCUUAAUGCUUUAUGGUGUGUCUUAUUGAAACUGAUAUGAAAAGGUUAUUUUUUGGAGAUGAUGCGAUGGAGAAUCAUAGCUUGAUUUGAAGAUUCAUCCGAGGUCCAUGUUUUUAAAGAUGUGAUGUCACUGGUCUGAGAGAUUAUUCAUCCGAGGUCCAUGUUUUUAAAGAUGUGAUGUCACUGGUCUGAGAGAUGAUUCAUCCGAGGUCCAUGUUUUUAAAGAUGUGAUGUCACUGGUCUGAGAGAUGAUUCAUCCGAGGUCCAUGUUUUUAAAGAUGUGAUGUCACUGGUCUGAGAGAUGAUUCAUCCGAGGUCCAUGUUUUUAAAGAUGUGAUGUCACUGGUCUGAGAGAUGAUUCAUCUAAGGUCCAUGUUUUUAAAGAUGUCACCAUUUCUAAAGUCUUACAUUUCCUCUAGCUCUACUGGAAUCUGAGUUUGAGUCUUACUCAAACAAGAGAGCUGUGUGUGUGUGUGUGUGUGUGUGUGUGUGUGUGAGAGAGAGAAUACCCCCGUCAAUGUUAUCAAUAUUGCCUAACUGAAAGGUUAUCUAGAAGUUGUUUUAUUUCCUUGCUUGUGUGUUUCUACAGAUACAAGUGUGAUGAUCCGUAAUUUAUAAAGAACCAAGAUCAUGUUGUGUACUAAUUUAUAAAGAACCAAGAUCAUGUUGUGUACUGAUUUAUAAAGAACCAAGAUCAUGUUGUGUACAAAUUUAUAAAGAACCAAGAUCAUGUUGUGUACUGCCAAUUACCACGAGUCACUUUGGAUAGUAGCAUACUCGAAGGGGAAAUGAAUGUCCUUAAUAAUAAUAAUAAUGCUUAGUAAUGUGAGGUUGGUUCUAACUUGUAUCUAUCGCUUUCCGUCUGUCUUUAUUUAGUCUUUUUUUGUAGCAGCACACAGCAAAGGAUGGUUUUUAUUGUGUCGUUGAAUUUUGUUGCCCGUCAGAUGUAGAGACCUAAAAGACGCAUGAAACUGCUGCCUUAGAGAAAUCAGCAUUUUAUAGGAAUAAAUGUUUUUUAAACAA